Molecule: messenger RNA, 820 nt
Organism: Diospyros lotus (date-plum)
Lineage: Eukaryota; Viridiplantae; Streptophyta; Magnoliopsida; Ericales; Ebenaceae
Product: dirigent protein 22-like
Exons: 2
Coding region: 89-649 (186 amino acids)
Source: RefSeq, a predicted model, not a curated record
CAACUGGGGCGAUGGAGUCCUCCGCUAAUUAGCUAGCUAUCUUCUUCCUUGAAGCCAAUACCAUCUUUUAAACUAUAAAUCUUCCACCAUGCCCGGAGCCGCCAUCUUCGCAGUUUUCAUUUUCUCCCUCCUCGCUGCCGGACAAUCCCAGGAGUACUUCUCCAGAAGCCUAACUCAGAAGAAGCUCGGCCUGAAGAAGGAGAAGCUCAGCCACCUCCACUUCUACUUCCACGACAUAGUCAGCGGCCGAACCCCCACCGCCGUCCGCGUUGCUGAGGCCGCCGUCACCAAUUCCUCGCCCACGGGGUUCGGCGCGGUCGUGAUGAUGGACGACCCCUUGACCGUCAAGCCCCAGCUCAGCUCCAAACAGGUCGGGAGGGCGCAGGGGAUCUACGCUUCGGCGGCCAUGGAGGAGCUGGGGUUUCUGAUGGUUCUGAACUUUGCGUUUACGGAAGGGAAGUACAAUGGGAGCAACCUGAGCGUUCUGGGGCGGAACACGGUGUUCUCCGCUGUGAGGGAGAUGCCGGUGGUCGGCGGGAGCGGGGUUUUCCGGUUCGCGCGUGGGUACGCGGAGGCGAGGACCCAUUGGCUCAACUUCACGAGCGGCGAUGCUGUAGUGGAAUACAACGUCUACGUCUUCCAUUAUUGAUGAUCUGUCUCUUUUCUUUUGUGCGCGUUUCGAAAACUUUAAAAUCCUACUGUUGAAUAGGCUUUAACAAGUGCCUGCCUGCCAGUCGUUGGUUUAACUGCUGCUUCAUUUAAUGUUUGGGCCCUAUUUGUUUUUGUUUUUUAAUAAGAAUUUUGUCCCCUUUCUGAAUAA